Amaranthus tricolor (Joseph's coat) is the source of this 1056-nucleotide messenger RNA. RefSeq names its product ABC transporter G family member 1-like. NCBI's taxonomy places the organism in Eukaryota, Viridiplantae, Streptophyta, Magnoliopsida, Caryophyllales, Amaranthaceae. The record is from RefSeq and is a predicted model, not a curated record. The transcript is spliced from 5 exons. Bases 1 to 1056 code for a protein of 351 amino acids.
AUGGGUUUACAAGAUUCAAUAGACACAAGAGUUGGAGGAGGAUGGGGAAUCAAAGGAUUAAGUGGUGGAGAAAGGAGAAGAUUGAGUAUUUGUAUAGAGAUAUUAACACAUCCAAAGCUUCUUUUCCUUGAUGUGUCUACAAAUGGGUUAGAUAGUGCUGCUUCAUACUAUGUAAUGAAUAGAAUUAUAGGCAAUGAAAAGAGGAAAGGAAGGACAAUUAUUGCAUCAAUUCAUCAGCCAAGUAGUCCAGUCUUUAGACUGUUUAAUAACUUGUGUUUGUUAUCUGCUGGUAGAACCGUAUAUUUUGGCCCUGCAGAAGCAAACAGGGAUGUUGAAGUAGGUUUGCCCGCUAGAAAAUCAAGGGAGGAAAAUGUCAACUUUUUGGUCAAGUCAUACAAACUAUCUGAUGAUUAUAAUCAAGUCAAAGGAAUCAAUUCAAUGAUACGCAAUCAGAAAUAUGAAAGAUUAGAGACGCAAAAAAGACAUGCCAGUUUCUUUACAGAAUGCGAAGUUCUUACAAGAAGAUCCUUUGUAAACGUGUAUCGUGAUUUGGGUUACUAUUUGAUGCGUUUUUUAGUUUACAUGGUUUUGGCUUUUGGUUUACACACCAUUUGUAUCAUCUCGGGAAUACUUAUGCCUCUAUUCAGUUCGUUUCUCUUGUGUACCAUUAGUAGAAAGCUUAAUGAUGAUUGUAGCCAGUUUAGUGCCUAUAAUUUCCUGAUGGGUAUAAUAAUUGGUGCAGGAAUUCAAGGAUACCCACUUUACUAUAUGUCAUUCACUAAGUAUGCUUAUCAAGGAUUGUUUAAGAAUGAGUUUGGAAAAUUACACAUAUUUAAUGAUCAAGGAAUAAUGAUUAUGGAUGGUGAUUUGACACUUAAUGAUACAUGGCAAAUUGAAAUUGGUUAUUCUAAGUGGGUUAAUCUUGCUAUAUUACUUGGAAUGGCGGUUUUGUAUCGUUUGUUGUUCUUGAUCAUUAUUAAGGUUUCUGAAAAAGUUAAGCCUAUUGUUCUGUUAAUAAAAUGGUUGAGGCAAGUAACUCAAGUCGAUUCUCCUUGA